AUGUUGUCAGCUUACUUGCAGGUGGUGGUGAAACACGUGGGCAGGGACAGAGUGGCUCAGUGGGGCACUCUGUGUGGCACUGUGGUUCCCCUGGAGAUUGUGUUGUUAAAGAACGUGGCUGGGACUUUCGGAGGAGUGGUGCAGCUGUUGGACUGGUGGAAGUGUGUGGACAGCUGGUUGAUCGUGAUGGAGCGUCCUGAGGCUGCUCAGGACCUUUUUGAUUACAUCACAGAGCGCGGUGCACUGGAUGAGGCGGUGGCUCGCGGCUUCUUCCUGCAGGUUCUGCAGGCAGUGCGUCACUGUUACAGCUGCAGCAUUGUCCACAGAGACAUCAAGGAUGAGAACCUGCUGGUGGACCUGAGGACCGGACAGAUCAAACUUAUCGAUUUUGGCUCAGGUGCCUUCAUCAAAGACACUGACUACACUGACAUGCAAGGUACAAUGGUGUACAGUCCACCAGAGUGGUUCCGGUUUCUUCACUACGAUGGUCACUCAGCCACUGUCUGGUCGCUUGGCCUGUUGCUUUAUGACAUGGUAUGUGGGAACAUCCCCUUCGAAACGGCUGAAGAGAUCCUGAGAGGACAGAUUUACUUCAAACGCAAAAUCUCCACAGAGUGCCAGGAGCUGAUGAGCUGGUGUCUGAGCCAGCAGCCUUCUCACCGGCCAACCCUAGAGCAGAUCCUCCUCCACCCCUGGGUGACUGGCAGCAAAUGUCAGCAGAAAGACAACAUCAACUUUCAUGCCAGUACAGCUGACUCUUCCUCAUCCUCCUCAAACCAGCAGAGCCCCUGA
Molecule: messenger RNA, 792 nt
Organism: Neoarius graeffei (lesser salmon catfish)
Lineage: Eukaryota; Metazoa; Chordata; Actinopteri; Siluriformes; Ariidae
Product: serine/threonine-protein kinase pim-3-like
Exons: 4
Coding region: 1-792 (263 amino acids)
Biological process (GO): regulation of mitotic cell cycle; protein autophosphorylation; negative regulation of apoptotic process
Cellular component (GO): cytoplasm
Molecular function (GO): protein serine/threonine kinase activity; ATP binding
Source: RefSeq, a predicted model, not a curated record